CGCCCAACUGAAAAUGUGUCGAACAGUUUCUUCGCGGACGCCUACCACAAUAGAAGCGCAUCAAAAUGACUAAGACAAGAGUUUAUGUUAUCGGCGUUGGCAUGACCAAGUUCGAGAAACCAGGUCGCCGCGCUGAUGUUUGCUACCCCGACUUUGCCAAGGAAGCAGUUACCAAGGCUCUCCAGGAUGCCAACAUUAAGUACGAAGAGGUGCAACAGGCUGUUGUGGGCUAUGUCUACGGCGACUCCACCUGCGGUCAGCGUGCGGUCUAUGAGGUGGGCAUGACUGGCAUUCCCGUCUACAAUGUGAACAACAACUGCUCCACGGGCUCGAGUGCCCUGUAUCUGGGCAAGCAGAUCAUCGAGUCGGGCAACGCGGACUGUGUCCUAGCUCUGGGAUUUGAGAAAAUGGAGCGUGGCUCGUUGGCGUCAAAGUACUUUGAUCGUGCCAAUCCCAUGGAGCGUCACAUUACCGAAAUGGGAGAACUAACAGAGAUCGGACCUGGACCAAUGGCUGCCCAGAUCUUUGGCAAUGCUGGCAAGGAGCACAUGAAGAAGUACGGCACCAAGCCGGAACACUUCGGAAAGAUUGCCUGGAAGAAUCAUAAGCAUUCGGUUAAUAAUCCAUACUCCCAGUUCCGCGAUGAAUACAGCCUGGAGCAGAUUAUGAAGUCGCCUCAGGUGGUUGAGGGUGUGCUCACCAAGCUGCAGUGCUGUCCAACUUCGGAUGGCUCGGGUGCUGCAAUUCUGGCCUCCGAGCAAUUCGUGCGUCGUCAUGGUCUGGAAAAGCAAGCCGUCGAGAUUGUGGGCAUGGAGAUGGCCAGCGAUCCCGAGUCGACCUUUGCUGACAAGAGCCUCAUGAAGAUUGCCGGCUAUGACAUGACUCGCCUUGCCGCUCAACGCCUUUUCGCCAAGAGCGGUUUCAAGCCACAGGAUGUGCAGGUCGUGGAGCUGCAUGAUUGCUUCUCGGCCAAUGAGCUGAUCACCUAUGAGGCCUUGGGUCUGUGUGGUGAGGGCAAGGCUGGCGAGUUUAUCGAUAAUGGAGACAACACGUAUGGCGGAAAAUUUGUGAUCAAUCCCAGUGGAGGACUUAUCUCCAAGGGACAUCCCUUGGGCGCCACAGGCUUGGCUCAGUGCGCCGAGCUGUGCUGGCAGCUGCGUGGUUUGGCCGAGAAGCGGCAGGUGCCUAAUGUCAAGUUGGCCCUGCAACAUAAUCUGGGGCUGGGUGGUGCCGUUGUGGUAACUCUAUAUCGUCUGGGCUUCCCUGGUGCGUCCAAAGCAAAGUUGUAAAUAAUGUAUUUGUUGCUUAUGUAAAUAUGUA
This is a messenger RNA of Drosophila mojavensis, 1320 nucleotides long. RefSeq names its product sterol carrier protein 2. The record is from RefSeq and is a predicted model, not a curated record. Bases 66 to 1289 code for a protein of 407 amino acids. The transcript has 4 exons. Gene Ontology annotation, molecular function: acyltransferase activity, transferring groups other than amino-acyl groups. NCBI's taxonomy places the organism in Eukaryota, Metazoa, Arthropoda, Insecta, Diptera, Drosophilidae.